CACCUCCCUGCCCGGAAGACGAGUCCCGUGAUGUCUCCCUCACUCCGCCUCGAAGCCAUAAAGUUCGGGUUCGUUCAUGGCUCUAUUCAUGAUGUAAAUAAGCCAGCACAUCGCCGAUCAUCGUCAGCACCACCACCAGCAUCAUCAUCAUCUCCGGAGACCGCGUGACAAUGGGCAGCACGCUGAUCCCACCCGGUCUGCUGCUGCUGCUGGUGCCACUGCUGAUGGUGCCACCGGUGCUCGCUCAGAGUGGUUCGGAGAACUCCUCCUCUUGCGACGGAGCGUGCACGGCAGAGAACAAUGGAACCUCCAACCAAAACAUGGCCAUCGGAUUUACAGCUGCAGCGAUAACAAGCGUCUUCUAUGGGAGCAACUUUGUUCCCGUUAAGAAGUUUGACACUGGUGAUGGAAUGUUCUUUCAGUGGGCGAUGUGCACCUCCAUCUGGCUGGUGGGACUGGUCUCAAAUUUCAUUCAGCACUGCCCAGAGUUUUGGCCACUCGCUAUGCUGGGUGGAUUCCUCUGGGCCACAGGCAACAUUGCCACAGUUCCAAUAAUAAAGACGAUCGGCCUUGGACUUGGAUUUCUCAUCUGGACUUCAUCCAACCUCAUCGUGGGCUGGGCCAGUUCAAGGUUUGGUUGGUUUGGCUUGGACCCAGAAAUUGUUCCAAAUACAACACUCAACUAUGUUGGGACAGGACUGUCCAUUAUAAGGUCAUUUAUAUUUUUGUUUGUGAAAACUGAAGUGAGCAACCAAAGUACAGAAGUGAGGGAAAACCAAAACAACAUUGUGAACUCCACCGAGGAAUUAGUAGACAUUGGAUAUGAAGAGUCUCCUUCUGAUGAAUCGUGGACGGACAAGCUGAGCCCAUUGAAUAAAAAAAUUGUCGGUUGUUCUCUCGCUCUUGUGGCCGGCGUUUUCUACGGUGCCAACUUUAUUCCUACCAUCCACAUCAAGAACCACGGCAAAGACAAGAGCUCCAUCUACUACGGAUCAAGCCAGUUUGACCUGGACUACGUCUUUGCCCACUUCUGCGGAAUAUAUCUGACGAGCAUAUUGUACUUCUACAUAUACUGCGCUGCGAUGAAAAACCGUCCAAAGGUCUAUCCGAAAGCUGUGCUACCAGCCGUGGCCUCUGGUGCAAUGUGGGGUAUUGCCACCUGCGGCUGGUUCCUUGCGAACACCCACCUGGGUGCAGCUGUCAGCUUUCCCAUCAUCACCUCCAUCCCCGGUAUUAUUGCUGCACUAUGGGGAAUUGUUGUCUUCAAGGAAAUAAAGGGCAUGAAGAACCUGGUGAUUGUAGGGGUGGCCUUGAUCGUGACGAUAGCUGGGGCUAUCACAACCGGCCUUUCGCUGCUUUAACCCAAACAUUUCCAAUAAACUCGUUAUGAUGCAUUUAAUGUGAUUACUGA
Messenger RNA from Petromyzon marinus (sea lamprey), 1411 nucleotides. It is a transcript of the gene TMEM144, whose product is annotated as transmembrane protein 144. Lineage: Eukaryota; Metazoa; Chordata; Hyperoartia; Petromyzontiformes; Petromyzontidae. The record is from RefSeq and is a predicted model, not a curated record. Gene Ontology annotation, cellular component: membrane. Gene Ontology annotation, molecular function: carbohydrate transmembrane transporter activity. Gene Ontology annotation, biological process: carbohydrate transmembrane transport.